AUGUGUGAAUUAACUCGUGAUAAGCGCCAGGCUGUUAUUUUAAUGCACCAGGAAAACAUUUCAAAUGUUAAGAUUGCUCAUCGGUGCGACUGCAAUGAGUCCACUGUUUUUAGCCUCAUAAAGAGAUUCAAAACCGAAGGAAACGUAGAUAAAACGCCUAGAGGUGGUCAUCCGAGAUUAUCUUAUAAAUGUACUGAUGUUACAUUCACACGAUUACGCCGUAAAAAUAGAUUUGCAAGUUAUGCCACACUUGCAAGAGAAUGGAAUGAGUCCACGUCUGUCAUUGCCAGUCCCAGAACAUUUCGCAGGAGGCUCUAUAAAGCUGAUUACAAGGCACAAGUACCUAGAAAAAAUCCAAUACUGACGAAAGCAAUGUGGGGAAAAAAAGAUUGGAGUGGGCCAAGGUACACAAAAAUUGGAGUAUUUCGGAAUGGAGACAAGUUAUGUUCAGCGACGAAAUCCCUUUUUUUUUUAAUGUCUGACAAGCCAGGCCACGUUUGGCGUAAAACAAAGGAGAUCAUGAGGCCAGAAUGCUUGGUCCAUACAUCAAAACAUCCAGAAAGCGUAAUGGUGUGGGGAUGCAUGUCAUAUCAAUCAACUGAACGACUUUAUUUUGUACAGAAAUCCAUGAAUGGUGACAAGUAUGUUGAUGUCUUGAAGGAUCAAUUACUUUGUCGAGCUCGUGCUCAAGGCAGAAAUGGAUAUUUCGGCAAGAUCUAG
Molecule: messenger RNA, 720 nt
Organism: Argiope bruennichi
Lineage: Eukaryota; Metazoa; Arthropoda; Arachnida; Araneae; Araneidae
Exons: 1
Coding region: 1-720 (239 amino acids)
Biological process (GO): DNA integration; DNA transposition
Molecular function (GO): DNA binding
Source: RefSeq, a predicted model, not a curated record